GUUCUUCCCAAUAUCCUUCAUCGCUUCCCCGAAUUUCUUCCCAAACCCCAGCGGAGGGUUUUAGGCUUUGCUCUUCUCUAUUCUCUCUGUUCACUCUCUUCCCCCUUCCACAAAAACCCAAAAACUUCAGUAACCCUAACAAUGGAGGGAGUAUCAUACCAACGAUUUCCGCGCAUAAAAAUCCGAGAAAUGAGAGACGACUACCUGAAAUUCGAGCUCCGCGACACCGAUUCAAGCGUCGCUAACGCUCUCCGUCGAGUUAUGAUCGCCGAAGUUCCUACUGUCGCUGUUGAUCUAGUCGAAAUUGAAGUGAAUUCUUCAGUUCUCAACGACGAAUUCAUCGCUCAUCGUCUCGGACUCAUCCCUCUCACCAGUGAUCGUGCCAUGUCCAUGCGAUUUUCCCGUGACUGUGACGCUUGCGACGGUGACGGUCAGUGCGAGUAUUGCUCUGUGGAGUUUCAUCUUCGUGCGAAGUGUAUUGGAGAUCAAACCCUAGAUGUUACUAGUAAGGAUUUAUUGAGCUCCGACCAUACUGUUACUCCUAUUGAUUUCUCUGAUUCUCCUGCUGCUGAUGAUGCUUCCGAUAACAGAGGAAUCAUAAUUGUGAAAUUACGUAAAGGUCAAGAGUUAAAGCUUAGAGCAAUAGCUAGAAAAGGCAUUGGAAAAGAUCAUGCCAAAUGGUCUCCUGCUGCAACAGUCACCUUUAUGUAUGAACCGGAGAUUCUUAUCAAUGAAGAUUUGAUGGAAACCUUGACACUUGAACAAAAAAAAGCGUGGGUUGAAAGCAGUCCUACCAAAGUCUUUGACAUUGAUCCUAAUACUCAACAGGUGGUUAUAGUUGAUCCAGAGGCUUAUGCUUAUGAUGACGAGGUUAUUAAGAAAGCUGAAGCUAUGGGAAAGCCAGGGCUCGUAGAGAUCUACCCGAAGGAGGACAGUUUUAUCUUCACAGUUGAGUCUACCGGUGCAGUCAAGGCCUAUCAACUAGUGCUUAACGCCAUCGAAAUCCUGAAGCAAAAGCUAGAUGCAGUUCGCUUGCCUGAAGACACAGUGGAUGCUGACGAUUUUGGUGAAUUAGGUGCCCAUAUGCGAGGUGGUUGAUUAUCGUGGUACCACCUUGUUGUGGUGGUUUUAGGCAUCAGAUGUUUACGGCAUCCACAACAUGUUUGAUGAUUGCAUUUCAUGUAAUGUCGUUUCCCCAGAUGUUAGUUCUGUGUGUUUUCUAUAUUUUCAUAGAUACUUACAAAUUUUUGCUUAAUUUUCAUGUUUGACAAUGUUAAAGUUUUGCAAUAUGAUUAAAUGCAGGUAGUAUUAGUACUAGUAUUACCAUAUUAGCUCAUGUUUUAAGUUGAACUAGCUAUGAAUGAUUGUAAUAUGGUCCUACUAUUUGAUCAUUUGAUGUGAUGAGGGAGAACAAGAUACUGUAUCUAGAUGCUUCUUUUGAUUGACUC
Molecule: messenger RNA, 1448 nt
Organism: Beta vulgaris subsp. vulgaris (sugar beet)
Lineage: Eukaryota; Viridiplantae; Streptophyta; Magnoliopsida; Caryophyllales; Amaranthaceae
Product: DNA-directed RNA polymerases II, IV and V subunit 3
Exons: 4
Coding region: 142-1098 (318 amino acids)
Biological process (GO): DNA-templated transcription
Cellular component (GO): RNA polymerase II, core complex
Molecular function (GO): protein dimerization activity; DNA binding; DNA-directed RNA polymerase activity
Source: RefSeq, a predicted model, not a curated record